AUGUCCAACCUUUUUGCAAAAUCUCGUGUCCCGGACAAACCGGAGAAUGUGCGGGUGCGGACGACAGCAACGACGGCUACUCUAUGGUGGGAAGCGCCAUCAGACAAGAGUAUCCUGGUCCGCGGUUACACCAUUUCGUACGGUGUUGCGACGCCAUCACGACGAAUUGUCAUCGAAGGUGUUAAUACGAACUCAUUCACCUUGAAUCGCCUUGAGCCAGACACGGACUAUGUUGUUUCGCCGUGGCGCCAUAACGAAGCUGACGGCGAAGAUGGCGAGCCAGUACUCCUGCGGCACGGACACUACCUAGUGACGGUAUACUACAACAUCUUUAUUUUCUCAUGUACACCAGCCUUCUCCCUCUGGCCACCGAUCGCUGUUCGAGCACAAUCCGCCACUCCGGGUGUUGUUACGGUAUCCUGGGAGGAUCCAAAUCCAGAACAGGAUAUAGAGAACGAGCUCGAUGGCACUCAACGACACUACCUCAUACAAUACGGUAUCUACCAAUCAGAACAGUUGUCCAAGAUGCGUUCGAAUUCGCGAAGCGUCAAGCUAACCGGUUUACUGCCAGGAAAAGAGUACGAGAUUGCUGUAAAAGUCGUUGGUGAUGAUGGACGUGAAAGUCCGUGGAGUAUUCGGGACAUCGUUCUUACCCCACCAGAUCCAUCCAAAGAAGUUUCGCGAUACGAUUGGGAAUGCGAUUUUGAAAAGGACCUAUGUGGAAUGAAAAACGGUGAUGGUGUUCAUUGGAUACGAAGCGGUGGAACACCCCUUGCAGAGAGUGGUGAGUAUUCCUUUACAGUUCUGUUCGGAUUGGUAGUACAGGUUCAGUCAGUCGCUGGCUGUGCAGCACACAGUUUUGUUCGAAAAGUUAAAGAACGGACCUUGCGCUAA
Molecule: messenger RNA, 894 nt
Organism: Cooperia oncophora
Lineage: Eukaryota; Metazoa; Nematoda; Chromadorea; Rhabditida; Trichostrongylidae
Source: the annotation of a GenBank genome assembly